This is a messenger RNA of Solanum tuberosum (potato), 650 nucleotides long. RefSeq lists its product as uncharacterized. The transcript is spliced from 2 exons. The coding region runs from base 71 to 424 and encodes 117 amino acids. The record is from RefSeq and is a predicted model, not a curated record. Lineage: Eukaryota; Viridiplantae; Streptophyta; Magnoliopsida; Solanales; Solanaceae.
GCCACUCGAGCUAGGCCUUGAGGGCAAAAUUUUGGUGUUUGUUACUCGUAUUUGUUGGCUAUGCAUUAAAAUGGAACUGCAGUUUUGCUUGGUGGGAAAAUAUUCCAUUUGUCCUUCACUAUUCCUUCUUUUUCAAAACAUAAAGAUGUAUUCUUAUUUUGGCUAUUGGAAUUUCGGAAAGGGCAUCGAGGCUAAGCUGAUAGAGCAUUCAAAGGUGACUCCCAAGGAAAAUUCUGUGAAGGGGCUUGAAUUCAUUGUCGAAUCUAAUGAAUCAAGUGUACCACCAAAAUCGGUUACGGAUACAGAAGGAAAAGAUGUUAUUGACAAUUUUGCCAAAGGUCCAGUUGCUAGCAAAAUGAGGAUUCACAGAUCUUAUCCAGUUGGGUUGUCUUUAACAAGGAGCGUGCUGGGUCCAGGAUUCUGAUCUCAACUUUUCCUCUAUUCAAAGUUGGAUUAUGCGGAUGUGAUUACCCGAUUCAUUUCGUUUAUAUUGAUUUGUGGCCUCUAUGGUCACGUACAACAUUAUACAAUACAUACAAGGUUGUCUCUUUUUUCCCUUCCUUUCAAAUGUCAUAUAAAGCUGUAUUUGAAACAAAACAAUAUAAUAAAUGUAUUUCAUUUGGGUCAUAGCCAAAUUUGUCAAUGGGUAA